Chenopodium quinoa (quinoa) is the source of this 1210-nucleotide messenger RNA. RefSeq names its product germin-like protein subfamily 3 member 3. Bases 198 to 824 code for a protein of 208 amino acids. Lineage: Eukaryota; Viridiplantae; Streptophyta; Magnoliopsida; Caryophyllales; Amaranthaceae. Gene Ontology annotation, cellular component: cell wall. Gene Ontology annotation, molecular function: manganese ion binding. The record is from RefSeq and is a predicted model, not a curated record. The transcript has a single exon.
UGAACAAUUGAACAAGUCAAGCCACAAAGUCAUACAUACCAAAAAUUGUUCCUCUAUAUAAAGGGUGCCAAUUGCUGCUAAGAAAAUGCAAGAAACCCAUCCGAAAUAUACAACCUACCUAUCCUUCAACACUUAUACUAUUUUUAACGACCCAACACCACCUUUCAUUUAAUUUCUAGCUAUAACAAACUUGCAUAAUGAGAAAUCUUUCAUUUUUCUUUAUUUUUUGUUUCUUGGCUACUUUGUCCCAUGCCAUAGAGCUCGACUUUUGUGUCGGGGAUCCUACUCUUCCUAGAGGGCCUCAAGGAUACGCUUGCAAAGAUCCUGCUAAAGUUACAACUGAUGAUUUUGUUUAUACGGGUUUCCGUGGUGAAAAAACUCCAAAUAAUGUUUUUGGGAACAAUGUUACAUUAGCAUUUUCAGAUGUGUUCCCAGCCUUCAAUGGUUUAGGCAUAUCUAUGGCUAGGUUAGACUUUGCCAUAGGAGGAGUAGUUCCAGUACACUCUCAUCGUACAUCAGAAGUUCUUAUUUUGGUUAAAGGUUCAAUCAUUGCAGGAUUUAUUGAUACAAAUAACACCGCAUACUAUAAAAGAUUAGAGGUUGGUGAUGUCAUGGUAUUUCCACAAGCCAUGCUUCACUUCCAAAUCAAUGUUGGUAAAACUCCGGCUACUGCCUAUGUCAGUCUGAAUGGUGCAAACCCUGCAUUACAACUCACUCCUACCGCUUUAUUUGCUGGGAAUUUACCCGCUAACAUUGCCCAAAAAAUCACACUCUUGAGUCGUAAGGAAGUUAUGCAGAUGAAGCGAAUAUUCGGCACAGCUUAACAAAACUCCUUUCAUGAAUGAUUAUUUUAAGUUCCCAAAAUAAAAAUGAAAUCUUGUAAUAAAAUAGUGCAUAAUUAAAUUUUGUCCAUUGUAUUCCCAUAGCGUUUUUGUACCAAUAAGUGAUUAUGUAAUAAAAAAAAAACAAGAAAUCAAGAAGAAAAAGAAAAAGAAAGAGACUAUCAAUUGCCGGAGACUGAAGAUCUGACCCGGUGUUUUGGCCUGGUCAACUAAAUUGCAUGCCCUAAUUAAUAUUCCCUCCGUUUUUAAAUACUUGCUCCAUUUCUCUUGGACACGAAUGCCGAUAAAAUUAUUUCUGUGAAGGCGGAUGCAUCCGGUUUUCUUUAAAAAAAGGUGAAAUGAAUAUUUAGUUGUUCAGUAAAAAACAU